Molecule: messenger RNA, 1445 nt
Organism: Cimex lectularius (bed bug)
Lineage: Eukaryota; Metazoa; Arthropoda; Insecta; Hemiptera; Cimicidae
Exons: 5
Coding region: 16-1326 (436 amino acids)
Source: RefSeq, a predicted model, not a curated record
CGACGGUAAAGACCGAUGUGGGGAGAAGCCUUGGGAGCUAGAGUGGGAAAUGUAAAUUGGACGUUCUACAACCGACAGUCCCUGCCCAGCCAGAGUAGAAGAAGGAUGUACAUGUGCCCGGAACCGCUCAGGUCGGCGGUCGAGAGGUAUUUCUCAGUGACCGACACCUCCUGCAAAGUGACGAUAUGCGAGUCAGUAUCAGUCGUGACGGAGGAGAACAACUAUGCGAGCGAUAUGGCCAGGGUCAUCAUCAAGGUGACCACGCCUCACAUGAAGAAGACCCUGUCGAUUAUAGUCAAAGAGUCAACUCUUGACCGCAUGGUUACAGAGGCCAUACAAGAAAGCGUAGAUUUUUCGACAGAAGUAAAGAUAUAUCGUGAUGUUUUUCCCGCUAUGGAAAACCUCUUACUGGAAUACGGCAACAACGACGAACCACUCUGGCCCCACUGUCUCGGACAGCUUGACGAUACGAAAAUCGUCCUGCAGGAUCUGAAGGAAUUAGGAUACAAAAUUAUCGACAGGCAGAAAGGGAUGGACUACGAACACGCUUCGAUGACGAUGGGGGCUUUGGCGAAAUUCCACGCCUUGUCUGUCGCCCUCGUCCAGAGAGGGCUCAUCUCGCCGGACGGCUACUCAAAAUUCGUUUUCGGAGGGGAUUUCGACGUGAUGAACGAACACCUGAGAUCAAACUUUGAAACGCUGCACAGAGCCAUCAGCACGACAUGGUCCUGCGAAUGGAGCGAUAUUAUCGAGAGGCUUGGAAAGCUCCCUAAGAAGGCAGUCAAUAUUUUGAGAGAAUGUCGUAAAAAAGGAAAAUUCAACGUACUCAAUCACGGAGAUCCAUGGGUUAACAACAUCAUGUUUCGUUAUCCGAAAGGAAGCACCGAACCGGAAUCUAUUAGAUUCGUCGAUUUCCAACUGUCGCACUACGACUCCUACGCUUUUGACCUUCACUAUUUCAUGAGCACGUCCAUCGCGCCCGAUAUUCUUCCGUCAGCAGACAGGCUUCUUUUAGAAUACACCGAGACUCUCGCGGCCUCUUUGCGGUUCUUCGGUAUCAACGACUCGCCCACGUACGCCGACGUACUCGUCGAGAUGAAGCGGACCGAAUUCUUCGGCCUCGUCGCAGCCGUCACGGUCGCCCCAGUCGUCACCGCUCCGCCAGAACUUGCACCUCCGAAAAUUGCCAACGCUAAGGACAUGCCACUUGAGGAAAUCGAAAGGAGAAAGCUCGCCAGGUAUCAGACUCCUUCUUACAGUAGAAGAAUUGAAAUACUGCUCCGGCGAGCUCAACACGGUGGACUUUUUGAUAAAAUCUGUGACUAACUUGAAUCUAAGCUAUUUUUUAUCGAAUAACUAUAUCACAAUUUGUAUAUACACAUACUUGUAAAUUAUAUUAUAUUUUUAUUAUAACUUGUAAAUAAAUAUAUUUUAUAUACUGUUAA